UUUUAAUGCCCAGGCCUAUUCAAAAUGAGAAGUCGUCUUUAGCCGCCUAUUGUAAGUUGAAGUUACCUGAUGACAUUGACAUGCAGCUAAUAUUUUAUAGUCAUGCCUCUGGUUUGUUCUGUUUCCGUUAUGAGCCAAUCUCCAAAAAAGAUGAGCAUAUAGCGCAUGUGAUAUGUAACCCUAGCUCAGGGGAGACUGUUUUCUUACCUAAACGGAGGACGGGCCAUAAGAGCUUUUUAGGGUUUGAUCCGAUUGACAAGGGACUGGAGAAAUGAGGUGGAGGAAGAUCCAAUGUUCCUUAUCCCAUUGUUCCGACUCCUCCGGAGGGAUAUGCAUCAAUGGAGCUUUAUAUUACUUGGCUACAGGAAGGGAUUACACUUCCUAUGUAGUUUGCUUUGAUGUUCGAUCUGAGAAUUUCAAGUUUAUUCAGGCAGAUUUUAUGGUUUAUAAAGCUAGAAGCUUGAUAAACUAUAAGGGUAAAUUAGGUGUGAUUAUUUGGACAGGUCAUAACUCUGGAUAUUUGGGUGGGAAGAUAGGCUUGAAUCGUACGCAUGAGUUGCAUAUAUGGGUUCUAGAGGAUGUCGUGAAACAUGAUUGGUCCGAAUAUGCCUACACUCUGCCUGAUGAUAAAUUUGGCUACACUGGCCGUCGUGUUUCAUACCUUAGCGUAGUUGGAGUGACUGCCACAGGGGAAAUUGUUUUGUAUUGCGACUUUCGUGCUAUUUUCUACUUCCAUCCCGAAAGGAACACUAUCCAACGUGUUCCAAUCCAAGGUUUUGAGAAUCAUGAUAGAGUUUACGCCUUUGUAAAUCAUGUAGAUGAUCUUACGCUUAAUAUUAAACCUCACCGGGUGCAACAAGAUCUUCUUACAUUUGAUAUGAACUAUCACCAGCUGCAGCAACAUGUUCCUAGGUUUGAAAAGAUUAACAAAUUUGCUGCUCUGAGUCUUCUAGAGGAUGAAUGAAUUUUCAGACCCUGUCGAAGCUGAUUGCGAGGAUAAUGUUUAUCAUGUCAGAGUCUAGCUUUUUUGGCUGCGAGUGUAGCUUCGUAUUUAAAGGUUUCAUCAGUUCCACGUGAACUUUGUUUUUUUUUUUUUUUUUCUGGUUAUAAUAAAACUAUUUUCUCUCUGCUAUUUGAUAAGACUCAUAAGAGACGCUUCUUUCUUUCCGUAUGCAUUUUUGUUAUUUA
Brassica rapa (field mustard) is the source of this 1188-nucleotide messenger RNA. Its product is annotated as putative F-box protein At1g30925. Lineage: Eukaryota; Viridiplantae; Streptophyta; Magnoliopsida; Brassicales; Brassicaceae. The record is from RefSeq and is a predicted model, not a curated record.